UGACAACCUCAAAAUAUCGAUUUAUUGCAGGUAAACUAAAAAUCUUAUUUAUUAAAAAGUUGUGAUUUAGCAUGGAAAAAGCGUUCGAGAUUCAAAAGCAAGUGCGAGAUAAUGUAAAAACUUUUCAAACAUAUAUGACCGAUUUGCAAAACUGGGAAGCCGAAAUGAAAAGGAAAGAGGCAGCUUUGAACGGCACUUUCGAGCAGGAUCUACCGCCAGUUAGGAGUAAAGCGAAAAAGGACAAACCGAUCGCUGUGCGAAAGAAACCAGAGAAACGAAUAAGUGCCUCCGACUACCAGUCCUGGGAAAAGUUUGAUGUUGAUAAAGCAUGCGAGGAAGUAGAUAUGGAGGAAGUUGGUCCAGUGUCGCUUGAUGGCAAGAUGAGCCAGCAGGCAAAACUAGAGAAAUUGAAAGAAGAGGCACAAUACGAGAAAGAAAGGGGCAACACUUUUGUGAAGCAGGAGAAAUGGGAUGAGGCUAUAUCAUGCUACAGCCGUGCUAUUGAACUGGUGAAAGAUGACGCCAUUUAUUAUGCUAAUAGGGGACUCUGUUACUUGAAAAAAGACAGUCUACACCAGGCUGAAACAGACUGCACAGAAGCACUCCGCUUAGACCCCACAUAUGUGAAAGCAUUGCAGCGUCGAGCCACUGCCCGAGAGAAACUAGGCUCAUUACGGUCUGCUUCUCAUGAUUUGACUGAAGUGCUGAGGCUGGAACCUCACAACCAUGCCGCUAGGAAACAAUUGGAUACUAUCAAAGCUAGGAUGGGGACUAAAGGGUCCAAAUCGAAAUCUUCACCGUCCAGCACUCCCACCGUAGAAACUAAGCCGUUCGUCAACACCAAACCAAAGAUGCCGCCGAAGAUAGUGGAGUUGCCCGAUGAACCGAAGCCCAUAGUCGUUCAACCCACCGUUGUGGACAAAUGGAGAGAUGGCAUCGGGGAGAAUAUCACAGUCAUCAAACCUGUUAAGAAACCACCACAUCUGAGAUCGAAGAGAGCACUAAAACACGUACCCAUAAAAGAAAUUCAACUGGGCAAUACAAGUCCAGAGAAGUGUCCGACUCGACUCAAGAUCAUUGAACUAGAAGGCAACGAGCGCGGAGACUCAAACAACAAUGAUUCCAAUAAAAUCUACGAACAAGAGGACGAGAGAAAAAAUAUCUCCCUCGAUUUGGACAAAUCCAAGGGUGACUCCAACUUAUCCAGCCCCGAGUCAGUCAAACUAGUGAGUGACGUCAUCGGCUCUGAGAAACUGCAAGGGAGUCUUUCUCCUCCCAAUAACGAGGAACUGAGGGGGAAAUUGUCUCCCCCUAACAACAGCGUGCAGUUUAUGGCCGAUUGGAAGUAUAUGAAAGUGAAGACCAGGGCUGAGUAUCUUAGUAUCAUAGACCCGUCCAAGAUACCAUCCAUAUUCGAGAAUUCCCUUGAAAGCGACGUAUUAUCCGAAGUGAUUCAAGUGUUGCAUUCUGACAAAGACAAGUUCAAACAACACACGGUAGCAGCUUACUUGAAGAACAUGUGUGCUGUCAAAAGAUUCUCGGCUUUAGCUAUGUUUCUGAGCGGUAGCGAUAAGAAAUUGCUCACUGAUCUUCUGAACUACUGCAAAACGUCUGAAAACGUGACUGAGAACGAAAUCGCAGACCUGAAGAACAAAUAUGAAAUCUAAAGACUUAAUUUUAGGGUACUAGUUAGCUCGUAUUAAAAUUUUACACGAUCAACAAUUCUUGUGUGGUAAACGCCCCAAAAGUCUAAAAUAACGUUUGAACUCUAUUUCUUUGGCGUUACAGCUCAUUAUUUCUUAGCAAUAAAAUGUUCGAAGAGACUAUUUUUUAAGCUGAUUUUUUUAUCAUUCGGACUUGAUAUGUCGUUAAGCUGAAAUCACUGGUAACUACUUGGCUUUAGGGAUUACUUUAUAUUGCACUCAAAUAAUUCGGACUUUGGUCUUUUGGAUAUAAAAUGUUGGCGAACAAAACAGAUCUUAAUUUGUGAUAGUUAAUUAUUAUUUUAAGUUAUGAAUAACUGAUAGAACGAAUAAGUGUGGCAUGUUUCGAAAUUCUUAGUUUAAAAGAAAUAAUACGGCAACAGGAACAGGUAAUUGAAAACUGUCAAACACAGGGAGAGAUCCCAAUGACUUUGAGCUUUAUGUUGGUUGCAAUAAGAUUCAAAAUUUGUUAAGAAAAUCAUUAGUAUCUUGGUAUCUUGAUGUUUUCAUUGCAUUGUUUUAUGAAUAGUGCACCUCAUGAACCAAUAUCGAAUUCGAAUAGUUAUAUUCGUUCUGGAUACGAGUCGUAUGUGAAGAACUUUUGUAUGAAAAUUUGAACAGCGUCACAAUGGAC
This is a messenger RNA of Chilo suppressalis (striped riceborer), 2337 nucleotides long. Lineage: Eukaryota; Metazoa; Arthropoda; Insecta; Lepidoptera; Crambidae. The record is from the annotation of a GenBank genome assembly.